AUGGCUGUUCGCAAGUCCAUUUCAUUCCCAAUCGCACCGCCUAUACCGUUGCGACGUCUCAAGGCACAGAAAAAUAGUCUCUCGUUUUCGCAUUCGAAACAAAGACCAACACCUCACCUUCCUCCAACUCCAAGUUUAGAGCAGACACUGCUUGAUAAUGUGCACGUGGAAUUUAUUAAGGCUGUAGUACCCGGGCAAAACAAACUCGCUAGCCCACGCUAUAUUAUGCGCAUCAAUAAUACAGCGCUGGACCAGACGUGGGAGAUGGGAAGGACUUUUCAAGAGUUUUACGAACUAAAAGAAGCAGUUGCUAGCGUACUCGAUUACGGUCAUUUUUGUCCAUCAAACUGCCCGUGGCUGUACAUGUAUGCGGCGAAUCAUUUUCCACGCCGUCGUAUCUUUCGAUCGCGAAGCCCAAGUGUGAUUUCUGCGCGUCUGACGCAUUUACAAACGUACCUUUCGACUCUCUUGCGUAUGGCGAAACAAAAUCGCAAUCUUGAAUGUGCAGUGUCGUCGACUAAAUUACCACAAUUGAUCUACGACUUUCUUUUCGAAGGUAUGGUCUUUAAUCGCUCGGAUUUCGUGCGAUCAAGCGAACGGUCUUCAAUGAUGAGUGGACGAGAAAGCUGUUUUAGCGAAAUCGACCCGACCCAAGAUUCUGAGGAUUGUUCGAUCUGUCACCAGGCGCUUGUUAGUGACAACACGGUGGCAAUCGUAUCAGCAGCUCCAGCGAUCAGAUGUGGAUCUCCUGACGAUAGCAAAAAGCAACACACUCACGUCACAGCGAGUCUAACUACGUUGAAUUGUGGCCAUUGCUUUCAUGAUGAACCUUGUCAAAUGAAGCGUAGGGUCCGCGACCAGGAGGCAACAGACGCACAAGGUCGUCGACGUUUUCACGGAGCUUUCACUGGUGGCUUUUCAGCUGGUCACUACAACUCUGUUGGUAGUAAGGAAGGAUGGACUCCCAAAACUUUCUCUUCUUCUCGUAGUAAUCGCUCGUCAUAUGUGGAGCAACGUCCUGAAGACUUUAUGGAUGAAGAGGAUGAUCCACUAUUGGGGAAACGACUAGAGACUACGGAGUGCUAUGAUACCUUGCAAACAGGAGCAAAACGACGACUGCAAGAGCAGCAAUCAGAUCAAUCUGUCGUUUCUGCCAUUCCCGGAUUUUUGUGGCCGAACGAUUGGAAUUUGCCUGUAAAUGACUCUAUUGGAAUGAAAUUACUUAAACGGAUGGGGUGGAAGGAAGGCCACGGUAUUGGACAACCAGUUCGACGACGCAAGUUCGAUAAAGUGGAGAAUAAACAACCAAAAGAAGUGCUGCGAGGUGAUGAAGAGCAAAACUCAGAGCCAGAUGAUGAAGAAGUUGUGUACGUGCCGCCACGAAAAGUGUUUGAUGUGCGAACUUCCUUUCCUAAGCCGAAAUUGGAUCGAUAUGGUGCAGGAUUUGAUCCGUAUCGAGAUGCCCCGGAGUUUCACGCAUUUAAAGAGCAACAGAAGAAUAAACAAAAGGAGCGAGAAGGAUCUCAUCGUCACAUAGUUUCAUUUGUGGACGCGUUAAAGUCAACAAAUGGUACAAACCGGGCGACCAAUGGCUACGGAUUGAGUGCGCUUGAAGAAAACGACGAUAUUGAUGUAUAUGGGACGAUUUCGAUGGAUGAUUUUGAUCGGGCAAUCGCGCCACUAAGAGCAAAAAACGAUGUCAAACGGCUAGAAUCAUCGUCACAACAUGAGACGUUAAGGCUUAGCCGAGCGUUGUGUUCUGAUGGACGUCCUGUCCUUCCUGGAUUUGAGCUGGCAAUAGCGAAGGAAUCCCCAUCAAAAGCUGUGAAUUUUCAUCUAAACGUACCAACUAAUUUUAAAGCUUAUCAUCGCUUUGACAAUGAAAGUGAUCAAUAUGAUGCCGUAACGUCUUUGUAUCGCAAGUACCAUCUACUCAACGACAUUGUUAAGAGUGGAGUUCUCGUGACAGCGAAGCAGCGCGGCGCUCUACUUGAAGACGCUGGUCAAGAUGUACAAGACCAAGCUGGUAAUGCCGCGACCGUUACAACUGGAAGUGUUUUUGAUUUGUUGGGUGAAGAGCAAAAAGCAAAAAUUUUUAAGGCUGCAGCCAAUGCAAAACAAGAUGUUUUGUUAUCGGAUGUAGAGCGUGCACCUUCUAUCGCAGCGCGUAAAGAUCGGCAAAUUUUAGGAGAAAGUUGUGGCGGGAAGCAAUUACGUGCUUCAAUCUCUGCGUCCAUUUCAAAGAGAUUUGUGUCAUCGACAUCGAUCGCCGACGAGAAUACAAGUGACUCUGUUUCCUCAAAGCAGCCUAUAUUGAAAGCGUCAUAUCGAUCGACAAGUCCGUGGAUUCCAAAAUCACUUCUAUGUAAGCGAUUUCACGUUAAAUGUGUCGGGCCGACAGGAUCGGAAGGACCCCGCGAUAGUUCUGAUAUAAAGCAAAAUUUGUACGACAAAGAACUUGUGCCUCAUUUGGUCGAAUUUGCUUCUGGUCGAGCUGCAUAUCGAAAGUCCGACAAUAUUGGCAAGUCCUUUGAAGUGAGUACAGUCGAUGUAGCAGCAGGUGGAAAUCAACUUCCAGUGGCACCAGCUCAAAAGGCAUCUCUAGAUUUGCUUAAAUCAAUAUUUGAGCCAUCUGACGAGUCUUUGAGUGAAGAUGACAGUGACGAUGAGAGUGGUGUUGAGGGCAACAGUGAUCAGUGCAAUGUUGAGAGUACCGAAUCAACUACGCAGCAAAAAGAAUCUGUUCGGCUGCCUUCGACAGUCCUUUCGUCGGCGCGAGGAAUACAUGAUCGACACCAAUCAAAUCCACAAGAAUCGAGCUCGUCGGAUGAGGCAAAUGCCACGAUGUUACAUUAUGACGAUUUUGAGACAAAAGAACUGAAUAAAGUUGACGGUCAGAAUGCCGAACAACGGACAAAAGAAAGAAAGUUGCGUACGAAGCACAAGAAACGUCACAAACAUCGCUCGUUGCGUGACGAAAAGGUCAGGAAGAAAAAGGCGAAAAAGGAACAGAAAGAAAGAAAGUCGCACAGACGCCACACAUUGAGACACUCGAGAUAUAGUCGAAGUCCGAGUGCGGCAAGAACACCUCGUUCCUCGAAUCGAUAA
This is a messenger RNA of Plasmopara halstedii, 3108 nucleotides long. RefSeq lists its product as hypothetical. Gene Ontology annotation, biological process: mRNA processing. The transcript has 3 exons. The coding region runs from base 1 to 3108 and encodes 1035 amino acids. The record is from RefSeq and is a predicted model, not a curated record. Gene Ontology annotation, cellular component: nucleus. Gene Ontology annotation, molecular function: RNA binding; phosphatidylinositol binding. NCBI's taxonomy places the organism in Eukaryota, Oomycota, Peronosporomycetes, Peronosporales, Peronosporaceae.